AUGACUGAAUUAACCAAUCAAGCGCAACAACAGCAAACAUCAGAAAAGAAAGAUUUAACUUACUGGAAUUCACAAUGGUGUAGUAAUAAAGUUGGUUUUCAUCGGUUGACAAUGAAUCAUGGUAAAACAAUAGAUAUGAAAGCAGUAUUGGACAGUAAACAUCAAGUGAUUGGUAUUGAAUGUGCUCAAGUAGGUAUUGAAACAUUUUUUCAAGAGAAUAAUAUUAAAUAUCAACGUAGUUAUCUUUUCAUUAUUUUUGAUUUAUUUACAUAG
Molecule: messenger RNA, 273 nt
Organism: Rotaria socialis
Lineage: Eukaryota; Metazoa; Rotifera; Eurotatoria; Philodinida; Philodinidae
Source: the annotation of a GenBank genome assembly